Molecule: messenger RNA, 1531 nt
Organism: Gracilinanus agilis (Agile Gracile Mouse Opossum)
Lineage: Eukaryota; Metazoa; Chordata; Mammalia; Didelphimorphia; Didelphidae
Gene: ACAA1
Product: acetyl-CoA acyltransferase 1
Exons: 12
Coding region: 20-1303 (427 amino acids)
Biological process (GO): fatty acid beta-oxidation; phenylacetate catabolic process
Cellular component (GO): peroxisome
Molecular function (GO): acetyl-CoA C-acyltransferase activity
Source: RefSeq, a predicted model, not a curated record
CCGGUCAGUCGGGUUCGGGAUGCAGCGCCUGCAAGUCGUUCUCGGCCACCUGUCCGGCCGCCCGGAGCCGGGUUCGGGCCUGGGCCUGGGGGCUGCCCCGUGCUCGGGGCUCGCCUCCACUCGGGCGGCCGCGGACGACAUCGUGGUGGUGCAUGGGCGGCGCACGGCCAUCGGCCGGGGUGGCCGCGGCGGCUUCAAGGACACUACGCCAGAUGAGCUUUUGUCCGCGGUACUGAGCGCCGUGCUGCGGGACGUGCGGCUGCCACCAGGGGAGUUGGGCGACAUCUGCGUGGGGAAUGUGCUGCAGCCCGGGGCAGGGGCUGUCAUGGCCAGGAUCGCCCAGUUUCUAAGUGACAUCCCCGAGACGGUGCCUUUAUCUGCUGUCAACAGGCAAUGCUCCUCAGGGCUGCAGGCCGUGAUGAACAUAGCGGGUGGCAUCCAACAAGGGGCUUAUGACAUCGGCUUGGCCUGUGGGGUGGAGUCCAUGUCCUUGGCUGACCGAGGGAACCCCGGCAACAUCACCUCUCGCCUAGUGGAUGUUGAUAAGGCCAGAGACUGCCUGAUUCCCAUGGGAAUCACGUCUGAAAACGUGGCUGAGAGGUUUGGCAUCUCCCGGGAGAAACAGGACGCCUUUGCUUUGGCUUCACAGAAGAAGGCGGCCAGAGCCCAGAGCCAGGGGUGUUUCCAGGCUGAGAUCGUGCCCGUGACGACCACCGUCCAGGACAACAAGGGCAACGAGAAGACCAUCACUGUGGCCCAGGACGAAGGGAUCCGAGCCAACACCACCCUGGAAGGCCUGGCCAAGCUGAAGCCGGCCUUCAAGAAAGAUGGCUGCACCACGGCCGGAAACUCCAGCCAAGUGAGCGACGGGGCGGCUGCCAUCCUGCUGGCUCGCAGGGCCAAAGCCGAGCAGCUGGGCCUCCCCGUCCUGGGCAUCCUGAGGUCCUACGCCGUGGUCGGUGUCCCCCCCGACGUCAUGGGCAUCGGGCCCGCCUACGCCAUCCCGGUGGCAUUGCAAAAAUCAGGGCUGACCGUGAAGGACGUGGACAUCUUUGAGAUCAACGAGGCCUUUGCCAGUCAGGCCGUGUAUUGUGUGGAGAAGUUGGGGAUCCCACCGGAGAAAGUGAAUCCCCUCGGGGGCGCCAUCGCCUUGGGGCACCCCCUGGGAUGCACUGGGGCCCGCCAGGUCAUCACCCUCCUCAAUGAGCUGAAACGCAGGGGGAAGAGGGCCUACGGCGUUGUGUCCAUGUGCAUUGGGACAGGCAUGGGAGCUGCUGCCGUCUUCGAGUACCCGGGGCCCUGAGGGCUCCGCUGGGGCCUGGCAGAGGUGUCCUCGGGGGGUGCCAGGGCCCCCUGCAAUCGUGCCUUUUUAAAAGAAAAGUUCUCUUCCAUAAAUAACAGAUUCUAGCGGGGAGCAGGCCCAGGCCCCCUCCAGUUUGCUCUAGGGGGACCCUGAGCUGGGCUGGGGCUUGGGGCAAACACGCCAUCUUUGAAAUCUUUCUAAUCCAAACAAUAAAGCUUCAAAUGACCA